CCACCGCGCAGGUGAGACGGACGCCUGAAGAAUUUUCACUGGAUUUUCACUGAAGAAUUUUCACUGGAGCACUGCUGGGCUUUACUAUGCAACUACAUCGUAAUAAAAUGCGCAAUACAGUAUCGGAAAACAGUAUUGUAGGUUAAUCGCACGGAUUGUUAUGCUUUACCAUGGCUUUGUCGGAACUCUAUACAAAGUACAACCGAGUGUGGAUACCCGACCCAGAACAUGUCUGGAAGUCAGCAGAGAUUCUCAGAGACUUCAGACCGGGCGAUGAAACGUUAGAAUUGCAGCUUGAGGAUGGCGCUGAGAUCCUGUACCCCCUGGACACAGCUAGUCCUCAGCUCCCACACCUACGGAACCCUGACAUCCUGGUUGGGGAGAACGACCUCACUGCUCUGAGCUAUCUCCACGAGCCAGCCGUACUGCACAACCUCAAAGUGCGCUUUGUGGAGUCUAAAAUCAUCUACACCUACUGUGGCAUCAUCCUUGUGGCAGUUAAUCCUUACAAACAGCUGCACAUCUAUGGAGAUGCGGUCAUCCAUGCCUACAGUGGACAGAACAUGGGGGAUAUGGACCCUCACAUCUUUGCUGUGGCCGAGGAGGCUUACAAGCAGAUGGCCAGGAACAACAAGAACCAGUCUAUCAUAGUAAGUGGUGAGUCUGGAGCAGGGAAGACUGUGUCGGCUAGAUUUGCCAUGAGGUACUUUGCCAUGGUCAGCAAAUCAGGGAGCAAAACACGUGUGGAAGACAAAGUUUUGGCCUCCAACCCAAUUACAGAGGCAAUAGGGAACGCCAAGACAACCAGGAAUGACAACAGCAGUCGCUUUGGGAAGUACACAGAGAUCAGCUUUGACAAGAGAUAUCAAAUCAUCGGGGCCAACAUGAGGACGUAUCUCCUUGAGAAAUCUAGAGUGGUCUUCCAGUCAGAGGGUGAGAGAAACUAUCACAUCUUCUACCAGAUAUGUGCCUGUGCCGACCAGCCAGAGUUCAAGAGCCUGAGACUUUUAAAAGCUGAGGAGUUCUGUUACACCAACAUGGGCGGGAAGACAAGUAUCGAAGGGGUGAACGACAAGACAGACAUGGAGGAGACACGCAGGACCUUUUCUCUGUUGGGGUUGACAGAGGACUUCCAGGCUGAUGUGUUCAAGGUGUUAGCUGGGAUUCUUCAUCUGGGGAAUGUAGACAUCCAAAGCGUUGGGUCAGACAGAUCAUCAGUUAGCUCCAGUGACCCCCAUCUGGCAGUCUUCUGCGAACUCCUCGGAGUCAGCCCCGAGGGUGUCACCCGUUGGCUGUGCCACCGCCGGAUCGUCAUGGUGGCAGAGACGGUGGUGAAGCCGGUGCCCAGGGAGCGUGCGGUGAACGCCAGGGAUGCCCUCGCCAAACAGAUCUAUGCGCACCUUUUCGACAGUGUCAUCCACAGGAUCAACGCAGCCCUGCAGGUCCCGGGGAAACAGCAUACCUUUAUAGGAGUACUGGACAUCUACGGUGUUUCGGGUUAUUUUUACCCUCUUCCCCUCAGCUUCGAAACGUUUGACAUUAACAGCUUUGAGCAGUUCUGCAUCAACUACGCCAAUGAGAAGCUCCAGCAACAGUUCAACCUGCAUGUGUUUAAGCUGGACCAGGAGGAGUAUAGAAAGGAGGACAUUCCCUGGACGCUGAUAGACUUCUAUGACAACCAACCUGUCAUUGACCUGAUUGAAGCUAAGAUGGGCAUCCUGGACCUGCUGGAUGAGGAAUGCGUGUUCCCCCAGGGUGCAGAUCAAAACUGGCUUCAGAAGCUGUAUAACUAUCUGGCCGACAACCCUCUGUUUGAGAAGCCCAGGAUGUCCAACGAAGCUUUUAUCAUACAGCACUUUGCCGACAAGGUAGAAUAUCAAUGUUGGGGCUUCCUAGAGAAGAACAGAGACACACUAUAUGAAGAGCUGGUGGACACUAUGAGGACCAGUAAGUUUCCUCUCCUGGCGAACUUCUUUCUGGAGGAGGAGCCAGGGGGAUUGGGCAGCAAAGGUAUCAAAGUGAGGUCAGCGCGACCCGUGGUGAAAACAGCCAAUAAGCAACUCAGGACAACUGUGGGAACUAAGUUCCGCAGUUCCCUGUACCUGUUGAUGGAGACUCUGAAUGCCACCACGCCUCACUAUGUACGCUGCAUCAAGCCCAACGAUGAAAAGAUGCCAUUCGAAUAUGACUCCAGGAGAGUUGUUCAGCAGCUGAGGGCCUGUGGAGUCCUGGAGACUAUUCACAUCAGUGCUCAGAGUUACCCCUCCAGGUGGACGUACAUAGAGUUCUACAGCCGCUACAGUAUCCUGAUGAGCCAACAGGAGCUAGGCCUCAACAACAAGAAACAGACCUGUAAGACAGUGCUACAGAGGCUGAUCCAGGACUCCAACAUGUACAAGUUUGGCCGGACCAAGAUUUUUUUCAGAGCAGGUCAGGUGGCGUACCUGGAGAAGCUGCGAUUGGAUCGCCUCAGGGGUGCGUGCGUGACCAUCCAGAAGCACGUCCGGGGGUGGAGACAGAGAACCAGGUUCCUCUGCAUGAGGGGCGCGGCCAUCGUCCUCCAACAGUACGUCCGCGGGCAGAGGCAGAUACGUAAAACGGUGACAGCUGCUGCUUUGAAGCAGGGUUGGGCCGCUGUGGUCAUCCAGAGGUACUGGAGAGGCUACCUGACCCGACAGAUUUAUACCAUGCUGCGCAACUCUACCAUCACGGUCCAAGCCUUCACUAGAGGCUGGCUUGCACGCAAACGCUACAGAAAGAUGGUGGAGGUGCAGAAAGCCCUGGUGUUGCAGAAGUAUGCCCGGGCUUGGUUGGCCCGGAGACGCUUCCAGACUCUGCGUCGCCUGGUGCACAAUGUUCAGCUGUCCUACAGAUGUCAGCAACUCAGGAAGAAACUGGAGGAUCAGGGCAAAGAGAACUGUGGGCUGUUGGAGAGGCUGACCAGUUUGUCCGGCGCUCAUGCCCAAAUUAUAGACAAACUCCAUGGCCUUGAGGCACAGCUGGAGAAAUCAGCCAAGGAGAAGGCCACGCUUGAGGAGCAAGUGCAGAAGGGCAAGGAGGAUGCAGCUAAAACAAUAGGCCAACUUCAAGAAGACAAGGACGGGUUGGUGGUGGAAAACCAGAACUUGGAAAAGAAGCUUGCCAAAUUAGAAACAGAAAUGAAAGACAGCUUGGAUCAAAUCAAAACAACUCUCAAAGAAGAUCUGGAGCGAGAAGAAAGAUUAAAAAAGAUUGCAGAAAACAACCUUGAGCUGCAGAAGGAGGACCAUGAGAAGGAGGUGGAGGUGGUCAGGGAGGAGAACCGCAGGCUGAAGGAAGAGAGGGUGCGGCUACAGAGACAGUUAGAGGAAGAGGCAAAGGCCAAUGGGGACCUACAGGACCAGGUCAUACAGCUCAGCAAGCACAUCAAGGUGAUACCUGACUUGCGUAAAGAUCUUCACAUCCUCCACACCCAGAGAGUUGAUCUGGAGCGGAGAAUGAAGGAGCAGUCAGAACAAGUCAGAGCCAAGAUAAGUGAGAUAACAAGAAAACUUCUUGGUGGCGUGGUUGAAGAGGAAGUCAUUGCCAAGUUGACAGCUGAUGGUCCGGACCAGGUCUAUGAAGUAGGGGAUCUGUUGACUGUCUUUGAUGGGCUGCAGAAAACCACCAGGGUACUGGAGACCCACCAGAGAGAGCAGAAGGAGGGUCACGACAGCCAGGUGAAGGGCCUGACGUUCAAGAUGGAGCACCUCCAGAAUGAAAACAACCAGCUGCUGAAACUGUUCCGUGAGAAGACGUCUGUCAAUGACAGCAUUUCCCAGGAGGUGGCGAGGCUCAAUCAGGACAAUAAAGUCAUACCGGAGCUGAGACAGCAGGUGUCGGAGCUACAACGACAUGAACGGGAACUGGAAGUCCUGCUGGAGGAGCAGGCCAGAGAGAUGACUGAAGAAAUGGAUGAGAUUUCAAAUGAUCUCCAGAGAAGGCUGGAAGAGGAAUGCUCCCAGCGAAGGCUGUUUGAGCAGCAGGCUAAGGAGGUGCAGCGGGUAAAGGAGGAGUUGGAGAGGAAGGUGGAAGAGCUGGUGGAGGAGAAGGAGGUGCUCAGGAGACAGAACCACACAGAGAGCGAAGCCAAGACCAGAUUCAGUCAGGAGGCGGCACGGCUCACUGCAGAAAACAUGGACUUUGAAGAACAGUUAGAUAUGAAGGACAGGUUGAUAAGGAAACUUCAAAGUCAAGUCAAGAGUCUUCAUACCUCAGAAAAUGCCAGUAAAACACCUGUGGCCACUUUGCCCAAAGAAUACCUUGGAAUGUUGGAGUACAAGAGGGAAGAUGAACCCAAGCUCAUUCAAUACCUCAUUCUGGAUCUGAAACCCAGAGGUGUGGUGGUGAAUAUGAUCCCCGGCAUGGCCGCCCAGCUGCUCUUCAUGUGUGUCCGCCACGCCGACUACCUCAACGACGGAGCCAAGCUCAAGUCGCUCAUGAACGCCGUCAUCCGUGGAAUUAAAGGAGUGAUCACGGAUCACCAGGAGGACUUUGAGCUGCUGUCGUUCUGGCUGUCCAACACAUACCAAAUGCUCAACUGUCUGAAGCAGUACAGUGGAGAGGAGGAGUUCAUGAAGCAGAGCUCACCAAGUCAGUGUAAGAACUGCCUGCAUAACUUUGACCUGUCUGAACACAGGCAGAUCUUCAGUGACCUGGCCAUCAAUAUCUAUCACCAGUUCAUAUCUGUGAUGGAGAAGGCUCUUACACCAAUGAUCGUUCCUGGUAUGCUGGAACACGAAAGCAUCCAGGGGAUAUCCAGUAUGAAGCCCACCGGGUUCCGGAAACGUUCCAACAGUGUCUACGAGGACCAGGAGGUCUACACCAUCUCCUCCAUCCUGCAACAGCUCAGCCUGUUCCAUCAGGCUAUGAGUCAACAUGGCAUGGAUGGGGGCCUGGUCCGACAGGCUGUGAGACAGAUCUUCUUCCUUGUGGGCGCGGCCACAUUCAACAACAUCCUGCUGCGUAAAGACAUGUGCUCCUGCAGGAAGGGCAUGCAGAUCAGGUGUAACAUCAGCUACCUGGAGGAGUGGUUAAAGGAGAAGGACCUGCUUCAGGGCUGCGGUGCCAUGGACUCCCUGAAGCCUCUGUCUCAGGCCGCUUGGCUUCUGCAGGUCAACAAGACCACCGAGGACGACGCCAAGGAGAUCAUAGAGCAGUGCUCUGAACUCAACCCCGUUCAGAUUGUCAAGAUUCUGAAUUCCUACACACCCAUUGAUGAUUUCGAGAAAAGGGUCGCUCCAUCAUUUGUUCGCAAAGUCCAGGGGUUGCUCCAGGAUCGCGAGGGGGCAUCCUCCCACCUGAUGCUGGAUAUCCAGUAUCGUUUCCAGGUCACGUUCCCCUUCAUCCCUUCCUCGCAGGCCCUGGAGCACCUUCAAGUACCAUCCAGCCUCAGACUGAGCUUCCUCACAAGGAUCUAACAUUUGACCAAUGACCUCUAAACUCUGACCCUUCACCUCAUCCCCCCAGUCUCUGAAGCUCCUGCUACCACCACCCAGCCUCAGACUUGAGGUUUCCUCACCAGGAUGAAAUUACCUUUCACUUCUGACCUUUCACCUCGGGGAAGUAACAUUGAGGUUAUAGAAGUGGACUUAAAGGUUGCUGGUUUGAAUCUCAGGGAGGACAUCACAGACGGACUGCAUCAGGGGCGUUGCUCUGCAUCUGACCUUGUGCUGCUUUCAGCCCUGUUUCCCCUUUACAGGAACCAUGGCUCCAAAUAGUCUUUUAAAAUUAUACAUUUUGUAAUACAUUUAGAUGGCAAUGUUGAGAUGAUGCCUGAAUAAUUUGUAAUGUAAAAGACAAAUUCUGUUUUGCCAAGAACAGGUUUAAGUUAAUCAGCAAAUCUUGUACUGUUUUUUAACAAUUUGUGAGAUCAUGUUUUGUGUGUUCGGUGUGUCCACCAAAUGUUUUUGACCACCAUGCACACAGGAAAUAAAAUACACCUGCUCUUCUUUUUUAAGGAUUUGUUUUAAUCAUGCCACAUGAAAGUAUUUUUUUCUUACAUUUUGUCUAUUCAAAAUGUAAGAUAUACAAAAUAUAUAACAACAUAUCUAGAAUGAAUUACAUUUGAAUAAAUUGUUUUAUCAUG
Esox lucius (northern pike) is the source of this 6106-nucleotide messenger RNA. RefSeq names its product myosin VC (gene myo5c). Gene Ontology annotation, molecular function: actin filament binding; ATP binding; microfilament motor activity. Gene Ontology annotation, biological process: vesicle transport along actin filament; actin filament organization. The transcript has 41 exons. NCBI's taxonomy places the organism in Eukaryota, Metazoa, Chordata, Actinopteri, Esociformes, Esocidae. The record is from RefSeq and is a predicted model, not a curated record. Bases 171 to 5438 code for a protein of 1755 amino acids. Gene Ontology annotation, cellular component: actin cytoskeleton; cytoplasm; vesicle.